Messenger RNA from Austrofundulus limnaeus, 2865 nucleotides. RefSeq names its product leucine-rich repeat kinase 1 (gene lrrk1). Gene Ontology annotation, biological process: protein phosphorylation. Gene Ontology annotation, molecular function: protein binding; protein kinase activity; ATP binding. The record is from RefSeq and is a predicted model, not a curated record. Lineage: Eukaryota; Metazoa; Chordata; Actinopteri; Cyprinodontiformes; Rivulidae.
GUGCUGGACAGGAAACAGGAAGUGAGGCUCCCCAGGUGGAGACCACUGAAGCGGUCUCUGAAACGGUUCCUCUUUCCUCUCUGGAGAAGAUUGAAGCAGCAUAUGAAUGUGGAGAUGAGGAAGCUGCCAGGGAGCUGAUCAAACAGGCCUGCUGUGUGGAGUGUUCUGCUGGGAUUCAUCCUGAUGGAGAUGUCAGUGUGUACUGGAGUGGUCUGCAGCUGCCCUUUCUGGAGCUGGACUGGUUCUUGGACGUCUCCUCACGGAUCAGCCACCUGGACCUGUCGUCCAACAGCCUGGGGGCUCUGCCCUCGGUGGUCCCCUGGGGUCUAAUCCACCUGAGAACUUUAGAUCUUUCUAACAACGUGUUGAAAGAGCUGCCCCUUGCUCAGAACUCCCAGGAUGUGAUCUGUUCCAGGUUGCAGCAGGUAAAUCUAAACCAGAACCAGCUGAGAAAUUUACCAACUGGACUGCUCCACCUGGUCCACCUUCAGAAACUCUGUGCUGCUAAAAACCAGCUCACAGUCCUGUUCCACAUCCCUGCCAAUGUGAAUUGGAUCGGGCUCAGGAAGCUGGAGGAGCUGGACGUGUCUUAUAACUCCCUGAGCGCUCUCCCCUCGUCGGUCAUGCACUGCCUAAAGUCGCUGGGCUCUCUGGAUGUGAGCCGGAACAAACUCAGCUCCUUCCCCGACCCCUGGGCCUGCCCCCUGAAACAAUGUAAAGCUUCUUCCAAUUUACUUGAGAAUCUUCCUGACACCAUCUCCAUCUUCUGGAGGACUCAGCUGCAGGAGGUGGACUUCUCUGACAACCAGCUGAAAGAGCUGCCAUCAUAUAUCUUUGAACUAGAGGCCAUCAUCUCUCUGAGGCUGAGUGGAAACCUUGUCUCAUCACUGCCAGCUCCCAACAAGUGGAAAUGUUCUCAGCUCAAGACUCUUGAUCUCUCCAAGAACCAACUCGGCAGAACCGAAGAGGGGCCCAAAUCCAGGAGACUAGCCUUCCUGACCACCUGGAACAGGAGAGAUCCAGAUCCAGUUUGUCCCAUUGAGUUCCCUGCUCUCCUGAGAUCUUCACUAGAAGUUCUCUUCCUAAAUGAGAACCAGCUGGAGUGUGUUCCUCAGUCAGUGUGUGGUCUGCACAACCUCACAGAGCUUUACCUGUCCAGUAAUCCUGGGAUCCGAGAACUUCCAGUAGAACUGGGUCAGCUCCCCAACCUGUGGCAGCUGGACAUCGAAGACCUCAACAUCACUAAUGUCCCCCAGACCGUGAGGAACGAAGGAGCUGCGUCUGUCCUGGCUUUCCUCAGGGCACAUCUUCGUAAAGCCGAGCCCUGUAAACAACUGAAGAUGCUGGUGGUGGGCCCCCCGAGGCAGGGGAAGACGACACUCCUGGAGGCUCUGCUGACAGGAAAACCGUCCCCCUUCACCCCAGCAGAGUGCAGCAUUUCCAGGUUCUGCUGGGAGCUGGAGAAACCCAACAGCAGCAAAAAUAACAGGGACUCGGUCCUGUUCAACGUGUGGGAUGUUGGGGGUCCGGCCAGCAUGACCACGGUCAACCAGUGUUUCUUCACGGAUAAGGCUCUGUAUGUGGUCAUCUGGAACCUGGCUCUGGGAGAGGAGGCUGUGGCCAACCUGCAGACCUGGCUGCUCAACAUCGAGGCACGAGCACCAAACUCUGCGGUGGUGGUCGUGGGAACACAUCUGGACCUGAUUGACACCAAGUUUCGGACAGAGAGGCUGGCGACGCUGAGAGCUUACGUGCUGGCUCUGUGUCGGUCGCCCUCAGGAGCUCGGGCCAGAGGGUACCCCGACAUCACCUGUAAACACCUGCAUGAGGUGUCCUGUAAAACCUUGGAGGGGUUUGAUGGUCUGAGGACCCUGGUGUACCAGGUCUCUGUCUCUAUGAAGGACAACAGCUCAGCCUGUGGGAGUAAACUUCUGGGCAGAUUGAUUCCCAGGAGCUACUUCAUUCUUCAGGACGCAGUGACUGCAGAGAAGAAGAGACGAGCUGAUGAGGGACAGGUCCAGUACCUGACAGAGACCCAGAUGGACAGCAUCAUCGAACAGAACCCAGGAAGUGACAUCAGAGAUUACGAGGACCUGCAGAGCGCCAUCAGUUUCCUGAUAGAAACGGGAACCCUGCUGCACUUCCCUGACACCAGUCACGGCCUGUGUACGCUCUACUUCCUGUGUCCCGUCUGGCUCUCCGACUGUCUGGAGAAACUGAUUCACCUCAGAUCCUCCUGUCCCUUUGUCAGGAACGGAGUCAUCCAGGCUGAGAAGCUCAAGGAUCUGCUGAGACAAACAGGAUUAACUCAGCAGACAGAGGAGCAGUACUUCCAGUUUCUGGCAAAGUUUGAGAUCUGUCUGCCUGUGGCCAGCAGCAGUUACCUGCUGCCACACCUGCUUCCUCCUAAACCAGCCAUGGACCUCCACAACGUGCAGCAGAGGACCAACAACACGCUCCAACGGCUCUUCAAGAUGAGCUUCGUUCCUGCAGGGUUCUGGGAGCGCUUCAUCGCCAGGAUGCUCAUCAGUCUGACAGAGAUGGACCUGCAGUUCUUCGAUCUGUCCAAAAAGACGACGUGCAGUCAGCCUCACAGGCACUCGCUCAUCUACAGCUUCACUGGAAGCGAGAAGAAGAACCGAUGCAGCACCUUCAGGGUCCGACGCAGUCAGACCAUCUACUGGAAGGAGGGGCUUCUGGUCACCUUCGUUGGAGGUCACCUCAGUGUGGAGUCUUCAGACGUGAACUGGAAGAAGAUGAAGAGUGGAGGAAUAAAGAUCAGCUGUCAGUCAGACUCCAGAGAUUUCUCUGCUGUGGCUUUCAUCACCGAUCAUGUUAACAGUCUGAUCGAACAGUGGUUCCCAG